Bathycoccus prasinos is the source of this 240-nucleotide messenger RNA. RefSeq lists its product with no specific name. Bases 1 to 240 code for a protein of 79 amino acids. The record is from RefSeq and is a predicted model, not a curated record. Gene Ontology annotation, biological process: endoplasmic reticulum to Golgi vesicle-mediated transport. Gene Ontology annotation, cellular component: endoplasmic reticulum membrane; Golgi membrane; COPII-coated ER to Golgi transport vesicle. The transcript has a single exon. Lineage: Eukaryota; Viridiplantae; Chlorophyta; Mamiellophyceae; Mamiellales; Bathycoccaceae.
AUGUCUCUCUGGACGCUUCUUCAGUCCGUUCUCCUCGUCGCGAACGCGUUCGCGGUCCUAAACGAGGAGCGGUUCUUGGAACCGAAAAGCUUGAGUCAAAGUGCGAUUACGUCGGGAUACGUUUCCGCGCACGGGUUUAAAGGCCAGUUGAUUGGCUUGAUAUACGCGGCGAGUUACUUACGGAUGCCUCUCCUCGCGGCGAACGCGAUCGUGAUCUUCGUGAAAGUCUUGUUCGGUUAA